AUAUCUUCUGGGGUUGGGUUAUAGGACUCUUCCAUCCUAAUCUCAUCUCAUAUAUCUAUCUCUUACCUUCUUUAAUUAUAUAUAUAUAUAUACACAAACGAACCUAUUGCAAAUGGCUAACGAAAUUGAGAGAGUGUUUGGCUCUUUCAUUGCUGCUAUCACAUAUUGUUUCUUUAACUAUUGGGACAACCACAAAGCCAUCAACCACACUUACAUCAACCACAACAUCGAACACAAGAUGCCCAAGGGUCAUCCCCUUUCGUUGCAGACUGUUGAGCUCAAAGUGAGGAUGUGCUGCACUGGCUGUGAAAGAGUUGUUAAAAACGCCAUCCAAAAGCUUAGAGGGGUGGAUUCAGUGGAGGUGGAGCUGGAGAUGGAGAAGGUGACAGUGGUCGGAUACGUUGAUCGGAACAAGGUGCUAAAGGCGGUGAGGAGGGCGGGAAAGAGGGCUGAGUUCUGGCCUUACCCUGACAUACCUAUGCACUUCACAACGAGCGAGAAGUACUUCAAAGACUUGACCAGUGACUACAAGAAGAGCUACAAUUACUGGAGGCACGGCUACAAUGUCGGUGACAACUACGGGACCAUCCAUGCCUCUCACCGUGGGGAUGACAAAAUCAGCAACAUGUUCAACGACGAUAAUGUCCAUGCCUGUUGUCUCAUGUAAUUUUUAUUAACAAUAUAUGUACACUAUAUAUAUCACCAAAUAUGUCACAUAUAUAUAUAUAUAUAUAUAUAUAUAUAUAUAUAUGUAUGUAUCUACGUGUGUAACAUAAAAUAUACACAGAGUCUCAAGGUGCUUGUAUGGGUUAAGUAAUUAGUCACUUGAUUUGUGUAGCAUGCACAGCUUUAUAAUUACUUUGUUAUGUGCCUAAAAAUAUUAUGAUGAAUUAAGUUGUUUGACUUUUACACAAA
Cornus florida is the source of this 915-nucleotide messenger RNA. Its product is annotated as heavy metal-associated isoprenylated plant protein 30-like. Gene Ontology annotation, molecular function: metal ion binding. Lineage: Eukaryota; Viridiplantae; Streptophyta; Magnoliopsida; Cornales; Cornaceae. The transcript has 3 exons. Bases 113 to 667 code for a protein of 184 amino acids. The record is from RefSeq and is a predicted model, not a curated record.